Messenger RNA from Giardia duodenalis, 4260 nucleotides. RefSeq names its product Kinase, NEK. NCBI's taxonomy places the organism in Eukaryota, Fornicata, Diplomonadida, Hexamitidae. The transcript has a single exon. Bases 1 to 4260 code for a protein of 1419 amino acids. Gene Ontology annotation, biological process: protein phosphorylation. The record is from RefSeq and is a predicted model, not a curated record. Gene Ontology annotation, molecular function: protein binding; protein kinase activity; ATP binding.
AUGCCCAAUUAUCGCCUCCCUGAGGCUUACACUUGGAUUAAGUCCAUUGCAAAGUGGCCCCAUGGCGAGGUCUACCUGGCGUCUCGCAAGUCUGACGGGCAAGUGGUGGCCGUGAAAGAAUUUCCACUCACACAUAUUUCCAACGACGAAGUCCGCGCCACGUUGCUAGACGAUCUCUCUCACUUGCCGGACUAUGAUCACCCCAACCUUAUCAAGUAUUACGACGUUAUUCACGAUGCGGACCAGAAUUGCGUCUUCCUUGUGAUGGAGUACAUUACGGGCGGUUCUUUGCGCGAUGAAAUCAAUUUCCGACGGGACUACAAAGACCACUAUUCUGAGUCUCUCAUCUGGGACGUUAUGGUUCAGGUUAUCGACGCCGUCAUCUAUCUUCAAAACAUGACCAGCAGGCAGAACAGACGCGCGAUGAACGUGGGAGCUAUAUUCCAGAAUAUAAAGUCGAGCAAUAUCCUCUUGAUGAGUAGGGUUGAUGCAGGCCAAGACGAGCGCCCAGCCGACCACGUGAUUCGUUGCAUCAAACUCUCGGACUACGGCUUUUUGCGCUUCCCAGCAGACGUGUAUUCUCAUGAUCUUUCAUAUUGCCUUUAUCAAAUGGCCCACCAUCCUCCCGAACUGCUAGAGAUUUCUCGCAUAUACAAAGAAGUCAUGGCUCAACAGUCGAAGGGGAGGGAGACUCCCGUGGAGAGUGACCCUGGGUUUACUAGCCCAGCUCUGAGCACUACGAGUGUUCAGCCCAAUGAUUUUAUCCCUCGCAUAGACGUAAGCUAUGAUGGACCAUCUGCAGACACGUGGAGCCUUGCAUGCUUGCUGCUUGAGCUCUGUAACUUGUGCAAGCCAAAGUUUGUAACAGAGAACAGAGAUAUGAAGGAGUUUUUCCGGAAGAAUGUUGGGAUAAAGCUCUGUAAAGGAUACACAAACGAUGUUAUCACGUUCUUGUCCAAGACACUGCGCUGGAACCCCGCCACGCGCAAGUCUCCUUCGUUGCUCUUGGAGCUUGAUGGCCCCCGGGAAGCUGCUGAGCGUCUGGGUGGACUUCACGCUGAGUCCUACUACUGCUCGCGGUGUAGUUCUCGUCUUGGAUUGCAGUUCGGUGCAAGUCCAACGCGCACAUUCACAGGCAGCGGACACCAUGGAUCAGCCCCAGGGACUCCAGGCUCACCUGGACCCAUGAAAUGCCGAUGCAGUCACUGCCAACGCCCAAGCACUGUUGAUGCCGUAGAGCCACGGCCUGCGGCAGUUGCACGGGUGAUGGCUCUCCCGCCCGUGCUACCACCUAACAUACCAGCCAAGAUCGUCUCCAGUCCUACGGGAUUAAUGAAGGCUUGCAUUAAGGGAGACCGGAAUACAGCUAAGAAGCUGUUAUCUUCUGCUGAUGUCGGUGUUGUUACCUCUACAGGCAUGUCUGCUCUCAUGUACUGUGCGCAAACAGGGCUGACAGAUAUUGCCGAGGCCCUUCUUCCUCGCGAGGCUGGUCUUCGAAUGGUGCUUCAAUCAGAGGCGUGUCCUUCCGGAGCUAUUUCUGCUGCAGGUAUCACUGAGUACAAUACGCUUCUUAACGCGCAUAUCCUUGAACUGACCGGUGGGGUUAAGGGUGCUACCGCAGACUUUGCUACCCUACGCACAGAUAGUACUCUUCUUGAUAAAAUAGCUGCCACGGAGUAUGGACGCUGCACUCGUUACGGAGAGACAGCGCUCGGCGUUGCAUUUAACGAGGGCAAGAUCGAUACUGCUGCAGCCAUUGCUGCUGCAGAACGCUAUCUCACCACAGAAUAUGGGAAGACCGUUCUCAUGCGUGCCGCAAUAGCAGGGGACUCACACAUGGUUCAAGCUCUUAUGGGUCUAGAGGCUGGCGCCCAGGAUCUUUAUGGUCAGACAGCCCUCAUGCUAGCUAUUAUGAACAAGCAUGAUAGUAUUGCCCGCAUGCUCGUCGCCCACGAAGUUGGGUUUGUGGAUGUGCAUCAGACCUCAGCCCUGAUGAUGGCCAUCGAUCGCAACUUCCCAGAGACAGCUCUUCUGUUAAUUGAGCAAGAAGCAGGGCUGCAGGACAAGGUAGGGAAAACAGCACUGAUGCGCGCUAUUGAGCAUGGCAACUACAAUGUCGCUCAGCUGCUCGUGACGCAGGAGGCCGGCAUGAUUGACAGCAUGCGGGCCACAGCCUUACACAUCAGCGUUGAAAAGGGUGACUUAGCAAUGGUGGAGCUCUUGCUAGAUAGGGAGAAGACCAUGCGCAAUAUCCGUGGAGAAACAGCACUCCAUAUUGCCACGCGGUUACACCUACCUAAGCUUGUCAAGCUCCUUGUUAACUAUGAGGCGGGCUUCAAGAAUGGCGACGGAAUAACGGCCCUGCAAUACGCAUGUCUUCACGACUACGCUGAUCUGGUUCCCUUUUUCCUGGGAAAGGAGACAGGCAUCCUUUCCAAUGACUCGAAACUGGCCAUUGAGAUCGCCUUUGAAAUGCUCCACCUGGAAAUUGUCAACGUGCUUAUGCCUUACGAAGGCGUUAACAUUAGCGAAGAAGCUGGAAGACAUCUAGGUGGCAACAGCAUGGCAAGCAGUGUCAACGACGGUUACAAUUCUUUGCGUAUAUAUCCAGCGCACCCGCACAAUACGACACUGGGAGAAACUGCAUGCGCCAGCAUGUACGGGGCUAGGACGAUAGGCCUCACCUCCACGGAGUCUCAGCGCAUAUCAGACCCACUGUCUUACAGUCGGAGCAUGGCAAAAUCUCUUAGGGAUACCCCGACACGUAGUCUCGACAGCGACCUUAGCAGAUCAUUGAGUAAGAGCAUUAGCUUCAUUCGUGAGUAUGAAGUGGCAGAGGACGAGGACUUUCCACCUCUUAUUAAGGCGGUUCACGAGGACAAUCUGUUCAAGGUUUACUGUCUGUUGCAAACUCAAGCACGAAUCACCGACUCUAAAGGCCGCACAGCCCUCAUGCAUGCAGCUAUUCUCAACAAGUGUAGAUGCAUAGAGUUUCUAGCAGAACUGGAGGCGAAUAUGCGCUGCAAUAGAAACUACACUGCCUUGUCUUAUGCAUGCAUCUGCGAAAACGAGGAGGCUGUUAGACUUCUACUCAAGUGGGAAUCCAUUGAUCAAUCUCAGUAUUCCAGCUUAGGCAACAGAAAGACAGAGCUCAUGGUUGCAGCAGAGAAUGAUGAUAUCGGAGCGGUUAGAUGCUUGCGGUCACAACGAAGACUUCAAAACACCGACGGCACAUUUGCGCUGUAUUUAGCGGUUGAAAAGAAUCAUGUCCAUUGUGUCCGUCUGCUUAUCAAGGAACAGGACCUGAAGACUAACGAGGGUAAGACGGCCUAUCAGCGCGCCUUGGAGCUGAAACACUAUAAUUGUGCGUAUGCUAUUGCUAUUGCGGGAAAUCACGUCAUACUUGAUGAUACUAAGAAUACGCAACUUAUGCUGGGAUGCGACCGCAUGGACUAUCGCACUGUGAAUAAAUUCAAGGCACAGGCAGGCCUUGAAAAUAGCGAGGGGCGGACGGCGCUUAUGAUCGCGGCAGGGAAUGGAUUCGUUGAGGCUGUUCAACUUCUUAAGGAUGCAGAGAACAGGGCCUUGCAGCAUUCUCCCACAACUCUCUCCAUUUGUGGGUUAUUGUGCAACAACGUCACUGCCCUAAUGUAUGCGGCUGCAUCAGGGGCCUCGGAGUGUGUCGCUGAGCUCGCAGAGAAGGAGGCAGGAAUAUCCGACAGCGUGGGUGGAUACACCGCCCUUAUGUUUGCAGCCAAGCGGGGGUCUACUGAGUCUGUUGCUGCUCUAGCCCCCUACGAAUUGGGGCAUCAAGCCUUCGAUGGCAGCACAGCCACAAUGCUUGCAGCUCAAGCAGGCCACUACAACGUGGUACGGACACUGCUCUCUGCUUCCGAGAAGGAUAUUGCCAUAGAAUCGUCUCGAUCCUUGACGGAAAUCGGCCUUGCUACUACCAAAGCCCAUGAGCUGGGAGAAGGUGUCACAGCCCUAAUGCUGGCUGCGCGGAGCGGCGAUUUUCAGUGUCUUAAGGCGCUCCGUGCAGAGUGUGGUAUAUCAGUCCCUGCAAGUAACCCCACAUACGGAGGCUGGACCGCACUUGUUUUCGCUUGCUCGUUGGGGCACUUAGACUGCGCUGCUGGGCUUGCUGAGAAGGAGGGUCCUAUCAGUGGGAAGCUUGCCCUAAAGGUUCUGCGUCAGACAGGCAUAGAUAGCGAUGGAGGCCUCGGAUCCAACCUGGUCUCUAUUCUCAAUAAAUUUUAA